AUGGGCUAUGAUCCUACAGAUCAGACGCCAGUUAACGAACGUCUGGCCGUCAGCUGGGUGAGCCAAAACCCGGGACAAGUUCUCAGCUCGAACUUCGCAGACCAUGCCCAGAACACAAGUAUGGCCAUGAUGUGUACUCGAGACCCGGGAGCAAACAAGCCAUUGGUGACGCAGCUGGAGUACACCUGGAUGCGAGAUUUGGGUCAGACAUACUUCGACGUUAGCAAUGUGGAAGGAGAGCCAUUUGCGGAUGAAGGUUUCAUCAUGACAGUCAAGGACCCAAAGACGCCAUUGUUCAACACCUGUUACGGUGCUCACUGCGAAGCGGGGGACACAAGCUGUAACCAGGUGUAUGAGAAGUCCAACGAUGACUUCCAAGAGUAUAAGGAGGUCUUGCCAGAGUUUAGAUGUGUUCAAAUGUUUGAGUUUUAG
Messenger RNA from Exophiala dermatitidis NIH/UT8656, 432 nucleotides. RefSeq lists its product as uncharacterized. The record is from RefSeq and is a predicted model, not a curated record. Bases 1 to 432 code for a protein of 143 amino acids. The transcript is spliced from 2 exons. NCBI's taxonomy places the organism in Eukaryota, Fungi, Ascomycota, Eurotiomycetes, Chaetothyriales, Herpotrichiellaceae.